AUGGAGCCCCCGCGCGCGCCCGCGCUGCGCCUCCUGCUGCCGCCGCUGCUGCUGCUGCUGCUGCCUCUGCCGCCCCGCGCCCGGGCCAAGUACGUGCGGGGCAACCUCAGCUCCAAGGAGGACUGGGUGUUCCUGACAAGAUUUUGUUUCCUUUCGGAUUAUGGCCGACUGGACUUCCGUUUUCGCUACCCGGAGGUCAAGUGCUGUCAGAACAUUUUGCUCUAUUUUGACGACCCAUCCCAGUGGCCGGCUGUGUACAAGGCAAAAGACAAGGACUGCAUGGCCAAGGAGUCGGUGAUCCGGCCGGAGAACAACCAAGUGAUCAAUCUCACCACCCAGUACGCCUGGUCAGGCUGUCAGGUGGUGUCAGAGGAGGGGACCCGCUACCUGAGCUGCUCCAGCGGCCGCAGCUUCCGCUCCGUGCGCGAAAGGUGGUGGUACAUAGCGCUCAGCAAGUGUGGGGGAGAUGGGUUGCAACUGGAGUACGAAAUGGUGCUCACCAACGGCAAGUCCUUCUGGACGCGGCACUUCUCGGCCGAUGAGUUCGGAAUUCUGGAGACAGAUGUCACCUUCCUCCUCAUCUUCAUCCUCAUCUUCUUCCUCUCCUGUUACUUUGGAUAUUUGCUGAAAGGUCGUCAGUUGCUCCACACAACUUAUAAAAUGUUCAUGGCUGCGGCGGGAGUGGAGGUCCUGAGCCUCCUGUUUUUCUGCAUCUACUGGGGCCAGUAUGCCACGGACGGCAUCGGCAACGAGAGCGUGAAGAUCCUGGCCAAGCUGCUCUUCUCCUCCAGUUUCCUCAUCUUCCUGCUCACGCUCAUCCUUCUGGGGAAGGGAUUCACGGUGACACGGGGCCGCAUCAGCCACUCGGGCUCCGUGAAGCUGUCCGUGUACAUGACCCUGUACACCCUCACCCACGUGGUGCUGCUCAUCUACGAGGCCGAGUUCUUUGAUCCAGGCCAGGUGCUGUAUACAUACGAAUCUCCGGCUGGUUACGGGCUCAUUGGGCUCCAGGUGGCGGCCUACGUGUGGUUCUGCUAUGCGGUGCUGGUCUCCCUGCGUCACUUCCCCGAGAAGCAGCCCUUUUACGUGCCCUUCUUUGCCGCCUACACUCUCUGGUUCUUCGCAGUUCCCGUCAUGGCCCUCAUUGCCAACUUUGGGAUCCCCAAGUGGGCGCGGGAGAAGAUCGUCAAUGGGAUCCAGCUGGGGAUCCACCUGUACGCCCACGGCGUGUUUCUGAUCAUGACCCGCCCAUCUGCGGCCAACAAGAACUUCCCUUACCACGUGCGCACGUCGCAGAUCGCCUCCGCGGGGGUCCCGGGAGGACCCGGCGGGAGCCAGCCCAGCGACAAGGCGUUCCCGCAGCACGUCUACGGAAACGUGACGUUCAUCAGCGACUCGGUGCCCAACUUCACGGAGCUCUUCUCCAUCCCCCCGCCCAGCUCCUCCGCCGGGAAGCAGAUGGAGGAGACCGCGGCGGCGGCGGCGGCGGCGGCCCCGAGGGGCCGCGUGGUGACCACGUCCGAGCCGGGCGCAGCCUCCCAGGCCCCUCCGCCCUACCAGCCUCUCGUGCCCGCGACGGCGGCUCCGCACCCGGGCUUCACGGAAUACUUCAGCAUGCACACGGCCGGGGGCCCCGUGCCCCGGCUCUGAGCAUCCUGGCCCGCGACCCCCUCCUCCUCCUCCUCCUCCUCCUGCUGCUGCUGCCCACUAAAAUGGGCAGCGCACUGGGCCUGGGCCCCCGCUGGGCUCCAGAAGCGCCCCAUCACCCAUCACCCCAGCUCUGGUCCCGGCCUUUAAGGCUCGGGCCGUGCCAGUCAGCACCCCCAAUGUCCCUCCUACAUCCCCCCCCCACACAAGGUGGGGUGCGCUGCGACCCUCCCCACCACCCCGCCCCCGUCCCCUCUCUCGUGCCAAAUGGGGCCCGCUGGAGCCGCUCUCCCCAUGCCCCCCCUUCAGCCCCUGCCCCGAAGGUCGCCGGAAUCUGGGCUCCCGCUGUUCCGUGAUCUCCGCCCCCCUGACCCCCUCCGGGACCUCUGACUCUUCCGGACCAGGAGAAGACCGAUGGGAAGCCCCAAGGCAGCCGGGGGACUGACUCUGCAGGACUCCCAGACCCUCCUCGAGCCUUGGCUCUCCCCGAUGGACGAUCCCAUCUGGAAGCUUGGUCAACACUCUGGAAACUUCCUCCCUUCCUGUGAUCUCGAACCUGCGUCUCCGUCCGCCACCUCCCCUCCUCCCCGUCUCUGCAUCCCAGGGGGCCUACUCUCGGGUCCCUGGCACAAAGACAUUUUCUCCUCUUGCCAAAAUAAAGAGGAUUCCUUCGGUUUUUA
Messenger RNA from Jaculus jaculus (lesser Egyptian jerboa), 2327 nucleotides. RefSeq names its product transmembrane protein 145 (gene Tmem145). Gene Ontology annotation, biological process: response to pheromone; G protein-coupled receptor signaling pathway. The coding region runs from base 1 to 1650 and encodes 549 amino acids. Lineage: Eukaryota; Metazoa; Chordata; Mammalia; Rodentia; Dipodidae. The transcript has 15 exons. The record is from RefSeq and is a predicted model, not a curated record.